Nematolebias whitei (Rio pearlfish) is the source of this 1540-nucleotide messenger RNA. RefSeq names its product zinc finger protein 365 (gene znf365). Bases 126 to 1481 code for a protein of 451 amino acids. NCBI's taxonomy places the organism in Eukaryota, Metazoa, Chordata, Actinopteri, Cyprinodontiformes, Rivulidae. Gene Ontology annotation, biological process: regulation of neuron projection development; regulation of DNA strand resection involved in replication fork processing; regulation of double-strand break repair via homologous recombination. The record is from RefSeq and is a predicted model, not a curated record. Gene Ontology annotation, cellular component: centriolar satellite. The transcript has 6 exons.
UUGUCGUAAAUGACAUCAUGCAGCGCGCGGUGUGUCUCGGUCUGCGACAUGGCUCCUCCGAGGUGUAGCGGUCACUCAGGAGGUUUAUUUAAACCCCCCCGAGAAGCUCCACUCGGUGGGAAGUGAUGCAGCAGAAACUGUGCUCCAGAGGUUCAGGUUCCUUCCUCUUGGAGAGGAACGGUCAGGCCUGCGGCGCCAUCAUAGACUCUGUCGCCUCUUGCGCUCUCCCAUUCCGCUGCCCCCGCUGUGGUGAGCAGGAGUGUUUUCACAGUCUGGCAUCGCUUCGCACACACCUGGAAUACCGACACUCGUACCACUCACCAGACGUGACCUCUGGAGGCUUCAGCAUCACGGGAAAACUCCCUGACCCACUAACUGCAGCGAUCCCCUGGCAGGACAUGAGCCUCCCGACCCGCAGGGGGCAGCAGAGCGCCGUCAGACCGCCUCAUGUCCGCUCCCUCAGUGACAGCAGAGACGGUGGAUACCUGCAGUCUUACAGCUCUGUAAGAAGGCGUACCCAGAGUGUUGGGGUGGGGACACAGGCUGAGGAGGAGGAGGAUGAAGAUACAGGAGAUGAAGAGGAGGAUGAAGAUGAUGAUGAAGAAAGACAUGGAGGUAGAGAUAAUCCGGACACAAAAGUCUCUGUCAGAAAGUCUGACACUUGCCACCAACAUGCCAACCAUCAUUACCUCCUGUUCCCUGCUCCAGCUGCUCUAGACCUGAACCCAGACGAGGACCUGGACCUGGUUGCCCAGAGCUCCUUCUCUGGAGCGGAGACGGCGGCAGCCUCAGCAGCGGUGCGUCGGCGGCUGGCCCGGAUCCUGCGGGCGGCCGACAGCACCAUGCAGCGUCGGCUGGCCCAGCUGAGCACCGAGCUGGCCAGAACCGACACAGAACUGCUGUGUGAGCGUGCUCACUCGCAGCAUCUGGCCCAGGAGCGUCAGGAGGUGGCGGACAGGGAAAGGUCGCUGAGCCGGCAGGUGGACGUGGCCGUCAUGGUGAUUGCUGCACUGAAGGAGCAGCUCAACGCCUCGGAGAAUGAGUUGGAGCGCAGGGAGAGGGAGGUUUUAACCAUCCAGAAGUUUCUGGAGGCAGCGGCUCGGCAGGAGACCAGCGGUAAAGUUAGGAUCCAGCGUUUCAUUGAGAAUCUGCUGGGUCGCAUCUCCCUAGCUGAGAAGCUGGUGGAGUAUUACCAGGCUAACGGCAGCCCGCCACAGUGCAGCCACUACAAGCAAAAUGAUACUGGUCUUCAUCGAAUCAUUAAGAGCAGGUCAGCAGGAGGUCAACUGUUCUCCUCUGGUCUCCAUGACGAUAGAGCACAGUCCUCGUCCUCCUCCCAGUUUGGUCCUCAGUUUUCCAAAGGCUUGGAGCGGGAACGCCGGGAGCGUCUGGCCCAGUCGUCCAGGCUGUUCUGUCGGCCCGAACACAGAGACGGCAUCUGGAACCACCAGCGGUGCCGGUCCACCGGGUACGAGGUCUAGAACUGUAGAAAAGGACUAGAGAGAGGGGAGUCAGUGUUGUUAUUGAGUGGGUUUAUUCC